Messenger RNA from Hydra vulgaris (swiftwater hydra), 1658 nucleotides. NCBI's taxonomy places the organism in Eukaryota, Metazoa, Cnidaria, Hydrozoa, Anthoathecata, Hydridae. The record is from RefSeq and is a predicted model, not a curated record.
CUAUGUUAUGUUUGAUUAAUACUUUAUCUCUUUUAGGAAUUUAAUAAAAUUAAACCUACAGGUAAAACGCACGUGCAAACAAAAUUUAAGUUCCAGAUAACAGCGAGAAUUUUCGGCAAGUACUCACAAAUACAAUUUCAAAAAAAAAUUGGCAAUACACUGAAUACAUAAAUAAAAAUGUUAAGCCGCUGGGAAGUCAUUUUCAAAAAUGAAGAAAUCUGCUCAAUUUCGUUUGUUUGUUGUUCAUCUUGCCAUUGCUGAUUGCUUUUACGCUGUUGUAUCUCCUAUACAUUUAAUAUAUUUGCUAGUAACCAAUAACAAAUGGACUGUUGGUAAAGAACUAUGCAAAAUACUGUCAGUCUCAGGACCGUUAACGGUAAACGUCAGUGCAUGGAUAUUGUGUCUAAUGGGAUACGAAAGAUAUCGAGCAAUUUGUCACCCGUUUGCUAGACGUUUUUCAAAAAAAAUGAUUCAUGUUUCGGUUGGGUUGAUCUGGAUUGCUUGCAUUGGAUUAAAAAUGCUUACUUUUAUUAGAGCCAAUGUUACAAAUGACGAGUGUUAUCUACAUUUUGAUGGAUUAGCGGAGCAGACAAUUAGUGCAGGCGUGUCUCUUUUGGCAGAAAGCAUUCUUCCAAUUAUUGUAUUAUCUUAUUAUUUAGUACGAGUGACCAUAACCAUGAAAAAAAGAUCUAAAUUGUUUCAAACUAAUGACGAUAAUUCUAUCUGCUUGAGAAAAGAUUCACGCAACAAUUCGUCAAACUCUUUAAUAACACAUGAAAACCAUUCUGUAAUUAACGAUAAUAAAAUUUCUAAUAGUAAAAAAAAUAACUCAAGUAAUUUUCUUCAAGUAGCUUCUAGCACUAACAAUAAUCUUUUGAAAAACGAUGUAAAUUGUUUCAGUGAGAUAGAAAUGAAUGAUUUAAAUACAAAAGCUCCGUUAAAAAUUUCAAAGAAAAAAAACACUUUAAUGUUGUGGAACUUCAUAAGAAGAAAAAAUCCUGUCAUUAAGCUGGUAAUUACAUCUAGCGUAACAAAAAGAAUCUCUUCUAACAAAGCAGAUCGAGAAAUUAUCAUCGUUUUUUUUUUGGCUGUGCUUAUGUUUGUGAUAACAACGUUUCCUUUCACUUUAAAUUAUUUUAUCGCUUGCUAUCUGCUAAGUUAUUCUUUCAGUGUUGAACAAGUUCUAAAAUAUGGUCCUACAAUGGAAAAGACAAGUGACUGGUUAGCUUUUCUUGUUCUCUCUGGUUGUGUAUCCAAUGUAAUAAUUUAUAGCGGAAAGUUCCCCGAUUUUCGUUAUCAAAUUUAUAAAUGGGCUAACAAUAUUUUAGUCAAAAUAUGUUCAAAAGUUGAUUUUAGAAAAAUAAACAAUGAAGUUUUAGAAUCAAGUUUGUAGAACAGGUUGGACAGAUUUUUAUCAAAAGCAGGUUCAAUAUUGACUGGUUUUUGUUAAAUAAUUAAUUCAUUACAAAACUGUUUAGUUGAAAAAACGUUUUUUUAACAACUAAUUCUAAAAGUGAAAAAAAUUUAACUACAAUUAAGUAUAUAAUUUAUUAUUCUUAUAUACUCAAAGUAUAUUACAAGCAUCUUUAUGAUACUUAUAACGAUUUAUAUCAGUUAUAAUUUUGCUAUAAUGAAUAAAUUUUAAUAAAUCAAAGUUA